AUGAAAUUCGGUGGCAACAUGUAUACGGCACUCCGAUCAUCGAAGCUUCUCUAUCGCUCUUCCUCUUCCCAUCUUCUCUCCGCUAAGUUCCUCAUGCAAACUCCUUUCACUCGCAAGAUGAGCGUAGAUGCCCGGAGUAUUGCUUCCCAGCUUAACAGUUCUGGGCUGUUGAGAACCCAGGGCCUCAUUGGAGGGAAAUGGAGGGAUGCUUAUGAUGGGAAAACCACAAAGGUAUAUAAUCCAGCAACUGGUGAAUCUAUUGCAGAUGUAGCAUGCAUGGGUGGAAGGGAAACAAAUGAUGCAAUUUCCUCUGCUUUUGAUGCUUUUAAAUCAUGGAGUAAAAUCACUGCUGCUGAGCGAAGCAAAUAUCUGAGGAAAUGGUAUGAUUUACUUAUGCAACAUCAAGAAAAGUUAGCACAACUUAUUACCUUGGAGCAAGGAAAGCCUCUUAAAGAGUCUAUGGGUGAGAUAAGUUACGGUGCUGCCUUUAUUGAGUUUGCAUCAGAGGAGGCAAAGCGUAUAUAUGGGGAUAUAAUUCCUGCACCUAUAACGGAUCGGCGGUUAUUUGUUUUAAAGCAGCCUGUAGGGGUUGUAGGUGCAAUUGCACCAUGGAACUUUCCCCUUGCUAUGAUUACCCGAAAGGUUGGUCCAGCCCUUGCAUGUGGGUGUACAGUGGUCAUAAAGCCCUCUGAACUUACGCCUCUGACUGCUUUAGCUGCAGCAGAACUUUCUAUUCAAGCUGGAAUACCUGCGGGUGUUGUGAAUGUGGUUAUGGGAAAUGCUCCCGAUAUUGGAGACGCCUUGCUAGCAAGUCAACAGGUUAGGAAGAUUACAUUCACUGGCUCAACGGCUGUUGGAAAGAAAUUGAUGGCAGGUUCUGCCGAGACGGUUAAAAAAGUAUCUCUGGAACUUGGUGGCAAUGCGCCUUGCAUAGUUUUUGAUGAUGCUGACCUGGAUGUUGCAGUGAAAGGAACACUUGCAGCAAAGUUUCGUAAUAGCGGACAAACAUGUGUUUGUGCAAAUAGAAUUCUUGUGCAAGAAGGUAUAUAUGACAAGUUUGCAAAUGCAUUGCUUGAUGCUGUUCAGAGUAUGAAAGUUGGAGAUGGUUUUAAUGAAGGUGUAGUUCAGGGCCCUCUGAUAAAUGAAGCUGCUGUCAAAAAGGUUGACUCCAUGAUUCAUGAUGCUACAUCAAAGGGGGCAAAAGUUAUUCUUGGGGGUAAAAGGCAUAGCCUUGGAUCAACUUUUUAUGAACCAACAAUCAUCACUGAUGUCAACAAUGAGAUGCGUAUAUCAAGAGAGGAAGCAUUUGGACCUGUUGCACCCCUUUUGAGAUUCAAAACUGAAGAGGAUGCCAUCAAAAUUGCUAACGACACUAAUGCAGGCUUGGGUUCAUACGUAUUUACAAACAGUAUCCAACGAUCAUGGCGGGUGGCUGAAGCUCUUGAGUAUGGACUUGUAGGUAUUAAUGAAGGAGUAAUUUCAACAGAGGUGGCUCCAUUUGGUGGAGUUAAACAGUCGGGUCUCGGAAGAGAAGGUUCCAAAUAUGGGAUGGAUGAAUAUUUGGAGAUCAAGUAUGUCUGCUUGGGAAACAUGAACAAAGAUUGA
Molecule: messenger RNA, 1605 nt
Organism: Lathyrus sativus (Indian pea)
Lineage: Eukaryota; Viridiplantae; Streptophyta; Magnoliopsida; Fabales; Fabaceae
Source: the annotation of a GenBank genome assembly